Messenger RNA from Sturnus vulgaris (Common starling), 5018 nucleotides. RefSeq names its product calcium release-activated calcium channel protein 1. Lineage: Eukaryota; Metazoa; Chordata; Aves; Passeriformes; Sturnidae. Gene Ontology annotation, cellular component: membrane. The record is from RefSeq and is a predicted model, not a curated record. Gene Ontology annotation, biological process: store-operated calcium entry. Gene Ontology annotation, molecular function: store-operated calcium channel activity.
AGCCCCCGGGAUGUGCCCGAAGAGUUGAGUCGUUCUGCUUAACCGAGGGUAAUUUGAGCUCCGCGAGUGUGCCCGACCCCAACGGCGUAAAGACGGGGUAAAGAGUGGCGAAUUAUUGUAGCAAACACUUGAAAAUAAUCUUAUAGUACGCGGACUUGGGGUUAAUUGUGGUGGUGGCUUUGCUCCGUGCCUCUGCCACACGUGCGGUGCGGCUUGGCGCGGAACGCGCACCCCGGUUGAUGCCGGCACCGCUCCCGGCACUGCACCCACGUGUCUUGUGAGAACCGGUCAUAAAAUACAGAAUGUAUUGUUAAUGGUGUUAAACAGGUGUUAAAUAAACCAGAAUUGCCUUUGCAAUACGCAUGUACAAGAGGUAGUUAGAAAUCGCAUGAAAAAGUAGGUAAAAAUGCUAUAAAGUAGUUGCUGAUACAAAAAAUCUUCAGGAUGGAGAUCCUGCAGUUCCUAAAACUAUCGGCGGGUCUCAUUUCUACAACACCCACUAACAUCUACUCUAAAUUGAUGCUGAGCAAGUACUGGGACCAUCUGAUUGCAAUAGCAGGGUCAGAGUGCAGAUUUUGAACAGCCCCCAGGUUCCACAGCAUGGUUCCUCUCUGAAGUGACAUCCUUUACUUCCCCCACACACCCCUAAGUAAAGGAACAUCAAAGGAUACCCAAACCCAGGGUCGGGACUGAUGGCUUUGGCAGUGCUCCUCUGGUUUGCUUUUUGUAAUCAGUCAAGCAUCCUAGGUAUUAUAGGAAAUAUAUUAAGUGUUAAUGCAAAAUUUAAAACACAUUCAAAUUCAACUUUGCAGGCCUUGCUGUCGGAUCCCUUUGGAACAAUCCCUAUUUUAAUGAUCUAUGACACGUGGAUAAAGGCAAGAGAGGACAGAAUUCUAACAGGAUUUAAGGCAGCAAGCUUCUCCUUCUGAUUCUGCCAAGAACUGUUUGCAGAAUCUUGAAAAAUCAUGUAAUCUUUCUCUAACAUCUCCCUACUUGCAGAUGAUUGAACUUUAUUAUGGUAUGGAAGUGUUUUAUAGGCUAUAUAUUGAAGUGUGGAUUCCAGAUGUCUGUUGGAGCAAGUGCAUUAUUAAUCCAUAAUCCUGAGGAGAUACAUACAUAUCUCGACCUUUCAGCCAAGAUUACUCAAUCUUAAAAUUAAAUACAUGUGUACAUCUGUAGGAUUGAGGUCAGAAUACAAGAUAAACGGAUGUUGCUAGAGAAUCAUCAGACAAAAAACACAUCAUCCAUCCAUGCUGCAAAAGUCUACCAAAAGAGACAGAACAGAGACAUAAAAGAAAAUCAACUCAUUUUUCUGAAUAUUUUUUUGGGACAUGGACAAUCUGAGACUCUUGUGUAUCAAGCAAACCCACCAAAGACUGUAUCCAUCACAUACACCUGGAAACACCAGAGCACAUUAUGGAAGUGUGGAAGUAAAUGUUUCAGAAGCAACACAGUUUCUAUCUAUAGCUCUCCAAAAAUAGAAAACACUUUUUAAACCUUGUUUUAAGAUAGAAAUGAUACCUAUUCAACUACGGUUCAUUAUACCAUGGAAAUAAUCUGUGUGUCAAUAACAAAAAACCUAUCCCGAACUUAAAACAACUGGGGAAAAAAAAAAGAGGAGGGGGAAUAUGUAGGUUGUGGAUGAUGUGAAUAUCCAUAUCCACAGCUGCAUUAGACAUGAUAAAAACAUUUAGAAGCAAUAUUAAAUUCCCAGGCUCAGUGCUGGCUGAUGAGGACUGGGGCUGGUUUCCCCUCUAAGCAGAUCAUGGCAGGGUUUUCCAACAGUGCCCAGAGCUGGGCCCCAUCAGGCAGUGCUUGGACGGGACAGCCCAGGCCUGACACAAGGCUGGACUUCUCCACUUCAAAAACACGGGAAAAACACAUCAACAUUGUGAUAUAGUGUCAAAACCACAGUAUCAACUGUGGAAAGGGAGUGGUGGCUAUUGGGAAAGGGGCAGGGCUGAACUCCUUGAAAAAAGCACAAAGGUUUUUUUGCUAGACAUUAAUGCAACUUAAAUUAUUUAAGAUCUAAUCAUGCCAAGGUGCUGGAUCCUGACCUCGUAAGGUUGGAACUGGGAGCUGUCAUUUAAUUAAUGUUGUACUGCAGGGCUCAUGCUGAAACCAGAGCUGAAGUGCUCUGCUGGGGAAGGCUCUAUGAAGACGUGGGAUCAUUUCACUCCACUGAGCUUUAAAACAGUUACUUCCCAUUGCAUAGAAUGGACUGGACUAAUCUUAAAACAUUUUUGAAGAUACUGUUUAUCCUAUAAGAUCUACCAUUCUAUAUUUUCCUUACCUUGGGCUAGGAUGGAAGAUGAGAUAUUUAAGUAUUUCACUGUUUUAUGAAGGAAGCUGAAAUACAAUUUUUCUAGACAUGACAGACCAAAAUCUUUCAUCUGCAGAAAUUCCAUCAGCUAAAUGUUAAGCUCUGCUUUAGAUGAGAUUUGCAAAGAUGUUCUCUUUAACCUCCCUGGGACUGCUCCCAAGCCUUUAUUUGCCUUUUGCAAGUUCAGAUAUGUUGUUUUUAAUGCAGAUCUACCAUGACUUCCACUUUGUGGUGGCUUGAUUCGGGUUGGGUGCAGUAAGAGGAACAAAUAGAAGUGCUGAUUUGCAUGUGAAGCUGGAGAUCCGUUUUAGCAAAGCUGCUGUGCCGAGGGCAGCACCUCGGUGUGCUCAGCACCGGAUCACAUUAAUCACAGGGUACUCAGAGAACCUAUUCAGCCUCCUACAGAAAAUACAGAAGUACAUUUUUAGCAGAAAAAUAGAACUGUGAGUAUCCUUGUGACAGUGUACAGAUUUCUCGGGGCUUUCUGGAAAGAAACUUGGACUUCUGCCACCUGCUCCGAUUGUGUUCAUGCAUAAAUGAUCCAGAGAACGGGUUGACAUUACCUCUAAUUAGGGGUAAUAACAGCCUGCUGCUGAAAGGGCCCGUUCCCUUCUCUUGCAUGUACAUCCCUCACUUUUCUUGCAUUAGGUCUGGUGUUGGUGCAACCACGGGGUGAGUCAGUUCAGUGACCCGAUCCAGCAGAAAACUCAGCCAUUAAGGAAAAAAAAUCUAUUUAUUUCAUUAGGUCAAUCCGCUGAAGCUCUGUAGCCAUUUGAUCGGUGCGAUGCACAGGCUGGAUGGAGAGGGCUGAGAUGAAGGGAGGGGGCAGGAUACACCCUUUUGGUGGCCUUCCGCAAUUGCACGGGUCACAGGUGACAGCAAACCCCGGCUCAGAGCCCCAGCGUGACUUCAGAAGAACUCCCUGAAGCAUUUCUAAGAGUUUAUUAAGCAUGGCUGACUCUUUUAGUUUCAGCUCACUCUAGAGUGGCAGCGUAGAGGUGUGUCAUAAUGAGCAAUAGAGUUGGAAAUAAUUUAUCCUGUUUAGUUUGUACCUCAGAUGGAGCUGUAAAAUGGGACAGAGAGGGAAAAGAGUGCACUGCUGUGGUCCUCACAUUGAUCCUUAGUGUAUGUUUUUCUGUUUAACAAACUGAUUUAUCUUUUCUUUCUUACAGGAAAGGAAUGUUUAUUUCAAAGCCACCACACUGAGGCUUGGAAUCUCAAAAUGACACAUGGGCCUGGUUUGGAAAAAGGCAUGAGAUGAAAUGCCUUCACUGAUUCUGCAGGUCCUUUUUCAUACUGUUUCUCUGAAUGAAAUACAAACUCAGCAGUACAUCAGUGUUUAAUGUUGCUGUAUCUUUCAAAGCCCUUUCCAAUAAGCAGGAAUAAGAGUGAUGGACAGGAAAAUAGAGGAAUGGUGGCUAUGGUGGAAGUUCAGCUUGAUGCAGACCACGACUAUCCUCAGGGGCUCUUGAUAGCCUUCAGUGCCUGCACCACUGUGCUUGUUGCAGUUCACCUUUUUGCACUCAUGAUAAGUACCUGCAUUCUCCCAAACAUAGAGGCUGUUAGCAAUGUGCAUAACCUCAACUCUGUCAAGGAAUCUCCUCACGAGCGCAUGCACCGGCACAUUGAGCUCGCGUGGGCCUUCUCCACUGUCAUUGGGACUUUGCUCUUUCUUGCAGAAGUGGUGUUACUGUGCUGGGUGAAGUUCCUUCCUUUAAAGAAGAAAACUGACAACACCCCGCAGAGCAACAGUUCUAGCAUCACAUCAGGACAGGCAGCAGCCAUUGCAUCCACGUCCAUUAUGGUGCCCUUUGGAUUGAUUUUUAUUGUGUUUGCAGUCCACUUCUACAGGUCACUGGUGAGCCACAAAACAGACAGGCAAUUUCAGGAACUCAAUGAACUUGCUGAAUUUGCACGGCUCCAGGAUCAGCUGGAUCACAGAGGUGACGCUGUCACCUCAGCCGUCACCAAUUUUGCGUAAACCUGUGCUUAGAAAAAUAAACCCACUAUUCUGCUUCUGCCUUAUGGUGACUCCCUGUGGAUGAACUGAUCGAACUGCUGAUUACCAUUUAAAGAAUAAUUAUAAAUAUUCUAGCCCUUUAGAGAGGGGGAAAAAGAAAUGUUCCUUUCAUACAAGUUUUGCUAUCUGAAGGAAUGGAUGGUGGGGUGUGAUUGCACUGUGUGAGCAGCCCUCCUCCUGUGAACACUGUCUCGCAUCUUUCUCGUUAAUGCUGAAUGGUGGCUGUAUAAAUACAUGGAAAAUAACAUUGUACAUUUGGGUAUUUGUUAGGAAUGGAUAGAGAAGUUGUGGAUUUUUUUUUCUCUGUUUAUCUGAUGUUGGCAUUUACUAGAAGAUACUGCUUGUCCUAUCCAUAUUGCAUGGCAUGAUACAAAUUACUUGGGACAUGCAGCAAUUAGCACUCGGUUUCAGUGCUAGUGCUGCUCUCCCUGGAAAGCCUGACAGAUGGUAGGAGUGAAAGCUUUCCCAGCACUUUCCCCAGUAUGUUUUGCUGCCAAGUAAUUAUUACUUUGCUGAUUUCUCCAGUGCCUUUUUCCCGUGGCACUUACACAUUUUGUAACUUGCUAAACACCCAGGACUAGACUUACUGCCAUGUGGUGUGGCCACAUGAGUAGGAAUGAGACUCGACUCUUCUCUUCCAUGGAAGAAAAUAAAAGCAAUAACUGUUUUAAAGUU